This is a messenger RNA of Mycena citricolor, 547 nucleotides long. The record is from the annotation of a GenBank genome assembly. Lineage: Eukaryota; Fungi; Basidiomycota; Agaricomycetes; Agaricales; Mycenaceae.
AUGUAUAGGGCGCGCUCGUCCGAUGUGCACCCGUCGGAGCAACAGCCAUGUCCAGCCUGCACUCGUCCGAGGCCGUCGAAUGUAUCCUCAGCCUCGAUCACGUCACAUAUUCCUUCCACAUCGGCGGCGUCGCCAUCUGCCUCGUCCACCGCACCCUUGCCCAGUGGUUGCGCUUCUGCUUCCUUCACAGGCUAUGGCUCUGGGGUACUAUCAGGCGGGUACUUCGGCUGCACCACCUCGCUUCUCCCAGCUCUUGAUGCAUGCUGUGCCACGGUCGGCAGCACACCUGGCUUCGCCAACAGCACGUGCGGGUGUCCUUACAACUUUGGCUCGUUCCAGCCCAACACCUCCGCGGUGUUCCAGGACUGCGUUGGGCACAUGAACGCGUCGUCGAUCUGUGCCACGGCAGAAGUGAGCGCAGCCUCAUCGUCCCUCGGUGGUGUCGGGAGAUGGAAGGUGGCCGGAUUGGUGCUCGGCAUGGGACUGCUCAGUAGUGGAUAUCUUGGGUAGAUUCAAUUGAGUCCCGUUACCCGUUCAGUGAGUAUUC